Messenger RNA from Populus euphratica (Euphrates poplar), 758 nucleotides. RefSeq names its product protein PHLOEM PROTEIN 2-LIKE A9-like. Lineage: Eukaryota; Viridiplantae; Streptophyta; Magnoliopsida; Malpighiales; Salicaceae. The transcript has 3 exons. The record is from RefSeq and is a predicted model, not a curated record. The coding region runs from base 62 to 577 and encodes 171 amino acids.
GAUCCAUAAAUUGAUCAUCUCCUUCUCUCAAAACCAACAAUACAAUUGAUUUCCUCUCAAGAUGUCUUCAAAUAAACCACAUUACGAGGCAGAUCCUGAUGAAAUAUUGAAAAGAGAUAGCCAAAGGUGGACAUUUAAACCGAGGGGCUUCAACAUCAUAUGGGGCCUUGACCAACGCUACUGGAACUUGCCUGCGGAAGGCACGACAGAUCCAGCAGAGCUAGUUCAAGUGUGUUGGCUUGAACUAACUGGUACAACGAAGGACUCUCUACCAGAAGGGAAGUACGAAAUUAAAUUCAAACUAGAGGUGAAACCAGGUGCAUUUGGUUUGAGUAAUAGUCCUAUUUUCAUGAUGGCUAAGGUAGGGAAGAGGGGAAGAUACAAAUGGAACAAAAUCAAACUACAAGAGAAAAACUCAGACAACAGGACUGUUACCGAAGAACCCACGUUUCAGAUUGAUGUUAAAGGAACUACAGAUGAUAACAAGCUCUAUUUUGGUUUGUAUGAAGUUUGGACUGGGAAAUGGAAGGGAGGUUUGCUAAUUCACGGGGCCACAGUUGAUCCAGUGAGACCUUGAGCUUUUGUUCAAAUUAACCACAUACACAAUCCUGUUUAAGAUGCAACAUAAUAAUGGAAUUAACUGUCUUGUUUUACCAAGCUCUACCCCGUUCAUGGGGUGUGUCUUCAAGAUUUAUGUACUCUAUUUUGUUCUUCUAUCAAAUAAAUGAAUGCUUUGUUUUGUUCCAUCUUCAACUAAA